UCCCUCUAGCUGCCAUCUUUCGUCCCCGCGUGUGCGCGCCUUCUCUCAGCCGGUCUGCCGAGACCCCCUGAGCGCCAACCCUAGUCCCCCGCGCGGCCCCAUUUCCGCUCCAACAACAUGAAAGAAACGAUGAACCAAGAGAAGCUCGCCAAGCUGCAGGCCCAAGUGCGCAUUGGUGGGAAAGGAACUGCUCCCAGAAAGAAGAAGGUGGUUCAUAGGACAGCUACAGCAGAUGAUAAAAAACUUCAGUUCUCCCUGAAGAAGUUAGGAGUAAACAAUAUUUCUGGCAUUGAAGAGGUGAAUAUGUUCACAAACCAAGGAACAGUGAUCCACUUUAACAACCCUAAAGUUCAGGCAUCCCUGGCAGCAAACACUUUCACCAUUACAGGCCAUGCUGAGACAAAGCAACUGACAGAAAUGCUUCCUACCAUCUUAAACCAGCUUGGUGCAGACAGUCUGACUAGUUUAAGGAGACUGGCUGAAGCUCUGCCCAAACAAUCUGUAGAUGGAAAAGCACCACUUGCUACUGGAGAGGAUGAUGAUGAUGAAGUUCCAGAUCUCGUGGAGAAUUUUGAUGAGGCUUCCAAGAAUGAAGCAAACUGAAUUGUGUCAACUUCUGAAGAAAACUUGAAAAAGUUACUGGGAGCUGCUAUUUUAUAUUAUGACUGCUUUUUAAAAUUUUGUUCAAGGAUCUAAUAAGAUCUAGAUCUAAUAUUUUUCAGCUCAAACUCCUUGGACAUUGCAGCUCUUUUCAGUUUUUGCUUAUAUACAACUCAUUCUUUGCAGCUAAUUAAGCUGAAGAAGCCUGGGAAUAAAGUUUGAAACAAAGGAUAAUAAAAUUCUUUGCCUAGUAUAUAGUUUAAUUUUUUAUUUCAUUGGCACUGAUUUGUACACAGAAAGCAAACUUGUUUAUAGAAUGCUAAUCAUGACAUGUAAUAUGGCUGAAAAUCUUUGAUGGAAUUUGAUUAAAGAUUUGAAAUGACAGUAUAAUACAA
Molecule: messenger RNA, 995 nt
Organism: Suncus etruscus (white-toothed pygmy shrew)
Lineage: Eukaryota; Metazoa; Chordata; Mammalia; Eulipotyphla; Soricidae
Product: transcription factor BTF3-like
Exons: 1
Coding region: 118-603 (161 amino acids)
Cellular component (GO): nascent polypeptide-associated complex; cytosol
Source: RefSeq, a predicted model, not a curated record